GCACCUCUUCCCCUUGGGGAACCGGGGGGGGGGAGCGGUAUUAGUCCAGCUGACCCGCAGCUUCUGUAGCCUGCCUGGGCUGGAAGGCAAAUCUGAUGGGAGGCCUGGAGGAGGAAGGGGAUUUGUUCAUCCUAGCCUGAGUGGGGGGCUCCUGGACCCCCACCCAGUUAGAUACAACGAUACAGCUGUUAGCUUCUUGUCUUUGAAGCUCCGUCUGUAUCCCACUCUCCAAAAGCUGGCUGGGGGAGGUCUGGUUGUAUUGCUCAGUACAGAGUGUGUGGCACUUUGCACAUGCUCAGAAGUACCAUCUUGCCAUGUUCCAGGGCCAGAUAGUGAAGCUACAGGGAAGUCUGAGAACUCCUGCCCCAGGCUCUUGUGGGUGGUGGGUUCAGGACGUGGAGAAAUCAGACAGCGGAAGCUGAAGGCUGCCAUCCUUUCCUCUGAAGGGCUGGGAUUGCCAGCAGGGGUGGGGGCGGGGAAAGGAGGGUGUCCUUUCCCUUUAAAAUAGGCCAGACAGGUCGAGAUGGGCAGUUGAAGCUUUUCAUGGCCUGGAAAGAAGGAAGCCUCCGGUCAAGCAGCUGGACUUUUUUUCCCUGCAGGUUUUGGGCAACUCUGCAUUUAAGAUUUGGCUGCCAAAGUCACUGGCUGACCUCGUACUGUUGCCCAUCUCUGCUUGUAGCCUCACAUCAGCUCAAAUAUAUGCAGGAGCUGCCAGGGAGGAGCCACUUCUCCCCCCUCCCCAUAUCAAUCCAUGCAAAUUUAACCCACCUGUUGCCAUAGGUCACUAAAAUCUGAAGAGCGAGAAAAAUAGGAUGGCCAACCUUCUUCUGGCAACUCUGCCUUCAAUUGAAGCUUGCUGGCCAUUCCUAACUCUGCACACUAAAAAACCCUUAACCCACUUAUCUCGACACCUGAAGGUGCUUCCCGGGGCACAAGAGCUGGCCAGGCUGUUUCUUCCAGGUUAGUUGGCAAUACUAUUUUAAGAUCCCGUUUAUUAAUGGAUCUUUUCAAAUUUCUCCUUCCAAGAUCCGUCACUUUCACCUAAUUGGCCUUUUUUUCCGCCCCAGACUUCGAAUGCUCUUCUCUGGUCAAGGUGGACUUCACUGGACCCUCUUGGGAGUCUGUGGUAGGGAUACUCCCUGGAAGGCCGUGGGGAUUACAUCUGUAGCAUUUGAAGGACUGCUAAUCCCAGGGCGGCCAAGAGGGAAUUUAAUCAUUACUUUAAUCUGUCCAUUGCCGUGCGUGAUGCUUGGCAGGCCCGUGGCAGAUGGAUGGACACAGCGUGUCUUCAGAAGCAAAUUACUCUGGGGGAUAAAGGAGGCAUCUGACCACUCAGAAGCAGGAGGGCCUCAAAGGCCCUGCAAAGACGACACACAAAAAUAUGGUAGAUGCAGACCUGUUUAGAGGCCUGCUGGCUCGUCACCUCCUGGAAAUCCUCACUUCCAUUUCAGGAGGCUUCCUUUUCAAGCAGUGGAAAGAGAAGUUCCUCACCCUCUUGCCAGAUGGGAGCUUGCUCAUCUGCCCAAAUGCGGGGAGCCCUGCCGAGCUGGGCAUCUCCCUGGGCACCUGCUGUGAUGUCAUCUUGGAGGGGAGUGAGAUCUGUGAUCUGCCACGCCUUCCCUCAGGCGCCCAGCGGGACAGCUGCCUGGGACUGAGCCUCAGCGAUGGGAGGUUUCUUCUUUUUCUCGCACCCAACACCCAAGAGUGCAGGCAGUGGCUCAACAUCUUAAGAAAAGUCAAAGAGAACUUCUCCCAGGGAUCUGUCUCUAGCUGCAAGGCCCACCACAUCAAUUUGCCACCUAGAAAAUGUUGCCGGAAAGGAGGAGCAGGUGCCGGUGCAAACUGCAGGGGGUCACCUGGCACAGAGAGACGAGAAGCUGCCCUGACCAGCCUGUGCCAAGAACCUUGCCUGCGCCACAGCUCCCUGGCACGUGCCCAAGUGCAAGCAGCUUGCCUCUUGGUGGGGGGAGCUGCUGCUGGCCCCUCCAUGGGCUACAUGGUCACCUCUGCCAACACCGGACAAUCUGCAGAGUCUCACCCACCAGAUUUCAAGGAGUUGGGCUAUCACCCAUCGGCCUGUGACACAGAAUCACAAUAUGAAGCCCUGGAUUAUGAGGGGAUGGACCAGGACUGUGAUGUGCUGGAGUUUGGGGCCUUCGCCUUCUAGGCCCCAAAUACCAGCUUUUAAGGGCUAAGGAAAAAACCAUUCUGCAGCUAUUCAAGGGACACCCUAUCCUCAUGCUGUGGAGCAGCCCAUGCAGAUCUACCAGGAGACCUCUGACAUGCGUGUUUUCCUUUUUCUUUCAUUUUACUGCAUGUUUUCGGGGGAGGGGGUUUAAGUGUUUUUUAAAGUGUUUUUAAGUGGGUUUUUUUUUUUACAUUUUAGCGAGUAUAGAAUUUGGUUCCUCUCUUGCUGGAGGGAUCCAGGAUCAACAUCUGUCCUAUCAGCUUUCAACCUUGUUCUGGUCUCCCUUUGCAUUAAAUAGUAACUUUCUCUCUUUUCAA
Messenger RNA from Sphaerodactylus townsendi, 2505 nucleotides. RefSeq lists its product as uncharacterized. Bases 1382 to 2167 code for a protein of 261 amino acids. NCBI's taxonomy places the organism in Eukaryota, Metazoa, Chordata, Lepidosauria, Squamata, Sphaerodactylidae. Gene Ontology annotation, cellular component: membrane. The transcript has 5 exons. Gene Ontology annotation, biological process: regulation of cell differentiation. The record is from RefSeq and is a predicted model, not a curated record.